AUGUUGGCUCGACCAACAUUCACUCGAAAAAGAGAAUUGAUUGAUGGAAAUCAAAGACCAAAUAAACGAAACAGACCAGAUAAAGAGUAUCUUAUCAAAACUUAUGAAAAAAAGUUCAAAAAGCGAAAAGUAUUGGUUGUUGUGGACGAAUUGUGCUUGAGAGCUGAGAAUGAUAGACAAUUGUGAGUUGAUAAAAACUUUUUCGUAAAUUAAAACAAUUUAUAGGACGAACAAUUUGCUCCGCGAACUUGACAAUGAACAUGUAAGAAAUGUGAAUAAGAAAUAUAUAGUGGAAUGUUGUACAAAAUUAUUGACUGCUUGUUCUGUUGCCAAACUCGAUACAAUUUCUUGCAAAAUAUUUCGAACACUUUUUUCCAUCAUGAAACAAGGAGAUCGAAUUCAAUGGAUAUCAUUUCUUGAAAGCCUCAAAAACUUCGAAGUUCUGUUCACGAAAAUAUGUUUAGAUGCAAACAUUCUUGAAGUAUACACAUUUGCACUCAGUCAAGAAUAUAUUAAGGUAGAAGAUAUCCCAGAACAAGUUAUGGUUUGCUCAAAACGGGGAAUUUCUCAAACACAUUCAACUGAUAAUAGAACGAAAAGUCUUUCUAUUAAUUUUCAAGUGUCUUAUUUCAUGGCUGGUAAGAAUUCUUUUGAGGUUUAUUUGAAUUUCUUGAAUAAUUGCAGAUACAAAAAGCGAAACAAAAAUGAAAGAAUGUGAAAAACUGUUAUGUAAACUAGCAGUCGAUCGAGAUUUUCGAACGAGAAAUGUUGCUUGUGAAGGAUUUUUGAAGUUAACUGAACACGGGUAUAAAUUGAAUAAAUCGACAUAUCAAAUAAUAAAAGGACUUAUGACGGAUACUGAUUCAAAUAUUAGAAUAAUGGCUUUAAGUUUAUCGUUGUAUUUUGCAAACAGAAAACCGAGGUAAUUUUGUUAGGUUUUUUAUCGAUAAUUUUUAAAUAUUUGUAGUGAAACAACUUCUGGAAAAGGAACAAUAUUAAUUACCGAUGAUGCAUUUUCAGCUGUAUGUGAUGCAAUGAAUGAUAUUGAGGUUUGUUUUUAUAAUGUUUUCAUAAUUAAUAGUUUUAAUUUAUAGCUGAAUGUUCGUGUAAAAGCGGCAAAAAUCUUGGGUGGAUUCGAAAAUGUGUCAGAAGAACUUAUUCAUCAAACUUUAGACAAGAAAAUGAUGAGAACAAAUAAAGCAUCGGAAGUUGUUAAAAUUCAAAAAAUCGAUGUUUGCGAUGAGUAAAAAACAAAUGAGUGGAGUUGAUAAAAGAUGGAAAUUUCUGAAAAAGAAUAAAAAUACGGAACAACAGUAAGAUUUUAUUUUUGGAUAGAAAUAAAGGAUAGAUUUUUAGGGAUAAUUCACGAGGAGGUUGGUCACGAGGAAAAGAACUGAAUGCUUCGUGUCCAGAAGCAUCUUCGUCUUCAAAAAAUCAAGAUGAGGAUGACGAUUCAAUCAUUCCACAUGGAGCUUGUGGAGCAUUUGUAUCUGCUUUAGAAGAUGAAUUUAUGGGUUUGUUAUUAUUUUCUAAAUAAAUAAAAUUAUUGAAAAACCUUAAUUAAUUUUCAGAUGUUCGUAGAGCUGCUGUUUGGUCUCUUGGAAAAUUAGCCUCAAAUCGGCCAAGUUUUGCGAUAUCUGCUUUGGAAUAUUUGGCGGACAUGUUCAAUGAUGAAAUUUCUGAUGUUCGUUUAGAUGCAAUCAAUGCACUAACUCCUUUAAUUUCUCAUGGACAAUUAAAUAGUGAACAACUUAAUGUUAUUCUUAAAUGUUUAGAUGUAAGUUUAGUUUUAUAUUCUAAAAAAUCAAUAGAAAAUAUAUUUAGGAUGGAAUGGCUGAUUCAAGACAAGCAAUGAGAGAACUACUAAAACGUGCUCAAUUUGUUGAUGUUCAAUGCAUUGAAUUAUGUGUUAAAGCACUUUUAGCAUGUCUAAAAAGAUUCCCAAAAGAUAAAGAUCAAAUAUUUUCUUGUAUGGGUUUUAUUGGAAAAAAUCAUUCGAUUCAAGUUCAAUCAAUGAUGCGAGAUUUGCUUGGAAUCAAUUUAUUAUUUCAUACAAGAGAACAUUCUAUUGAAGAUGUUGUUUGUAAGUUGAAUGAAAAUAUUAUUCAGAAUUAGUAAAUUUUUUCAGAUCUUGCAAAACUUGUUAUGGUUCUAAAUGCAGCAUCGCAACAAAAUCCAAUGGUUCAUUUGAUGCCUGAAUUUGUUCAAAGACAUUAUCGAUUUUUACGAAGUUCAUCUCCUCAUCUUGUUUCUGCUAUCACAAUUCUUGACGAACAAUCGAAUGGUAAAUUAAGAUUGGCUGAAAAAUCUGAAAAUACUGCAAAAGCUGAAGAAAUUGUUCUCAAAACAUAUUCUCGAUUAUGUGAAUCAGAAAAUUGUCAAAAUAUAAUGGAUAGAAAUAUUAAAAGAGAUGGCAUUUUCAGGUUUGAUUCAAGAUUUUGGAUUAUGAAAUUAUUUAUUUAUUAUUUCAGAGAUGCAAGUGCAGUUAGUAUUUAUAAUGAAAAUGUUAGUGGAGCUGCUCGACUUAUUUGUUGUUUGGGUGAAAUUGCAACAAAUUUAGAUAAUGUUGCAAAUACAGUAAUAUAUGGUGGAGAAAUUGGAGAUGUUCGUAGUUUGAUCGCCCAACAUUUGGAAAAUAUGCAAUCGAUUGAAUAUCAAUUUUCUGGAAUCACACCACAAAUUCAAAGUUAUUUGACACAUUGUCGAUUUUAUCUUUCAUUUAUUGAUCUUUUAACAUGGAUGUUUCAAACAAUUGUGCAACAAAAUGAAAUUAUUUCAAUUAUCAAUGGAUUUUGUGAAGAUUCGAAAAGAAGAACAAAAAAUAUACAAAUAUCUGAAGAAUUUCAAGAAAUUAUCGAACACGCUGAAAAUAUAUUUGUGAAAAAAUCAAUUGGAGAAGAAUCAAAGAAAAUUAUAACAUCAGCAACGAUUUGUGCAUUUUUAGACAAAGCAAUGCCAAAAUUACCAAAUAAAUUUCCAAAAUGCCGGAAUUUGCAUCUAAAAUACGCGCAGGUUAGUAAUAUCUCUAGUUUUCUCUUGCCAAACACAUUUCAACACGUUUUUCUUCUCUCUCCUGCCGUGUUGGUUUAGUGUAGGGGUAAAGUGUUUGCUUGUCAAACGAACGAGUUUUUGAUUCGCGAGUUCGAUUCCCCAUUGAGUCGAUGAUGGUUGUUUCAAGACGGGACCGACUUGUGAAUGAUGCAUAAAUGAACUGCUGAGACUACUUUUUUUUUCAGAUUACAACUCCUAACAAAGACACUGCAAUUGAAUCUGCUGUUCGAUUUUUCUCAAAUAUGCCACAUGGAAUUGCUUUUGAAGCGAAUUUGUUGAAUUUGUGUGAAGGUGAUUCGGAAAAUAUACGAAUUCGAACCGUUUUCCCUGAUGGAAAAGCGGAUAUGAUGAAACCACGCGAAAAAGACAUUAAACUUCAAGAAGAUGGAAGUCACGUUGUUUCAACUCAUGUCAAAGUAACUUCUUCUAAUUCGUGGGCAGAUUCUGCUGAAAUUGACAUUAUCAUUGGUCUUUUGUUACCAAAUAAUUCUCAUUUUGUACCACUUUUUGCAUCGCCUUCUUGUUUUACACAAGCUCAUGUGCGUGUUAAAAUUCAUCCCGUUUCAAGAUAA
Molecule: messenger RNA, 3623 nt
Organism: Caenorhabditis angaria
Lineage: Eukaryota; Metazoa; Nematoda; Chromadorea; Rhabditida; Rhabditidae
Source: the annotation of a GenBank genome assembly